Striga asiatica is the source of this 513-nucleotide messenger RNA. Lineage: Eukaryota; Viridiplantae; Streptophyta; Magnoliopsida; Lamiales; Orobanchaceae. The record is from the annotation of a GenBank genome assembly.
AUGGCUGAGACAGAUCACAAACCACAAAAGUACAACCAUGAACCAACGAAGCUGCAAGAUUCUGAUGAUCAAGACAACAGAAAAUUUUCAGGCAAAGAUCAGCCGGGAUAUAGGAGCUUAACUUCACUCAUGAAAUUAAACGAGCUUGAAUUCAAACUAUUUAUCAAAGGAACUGAACCGAACUUAAAGAAUUUAACAACCAAGAACUUGAACUUUAACCAAUCUAGCACCGAUCUACAGUUAGGCAAACUGGCACCUAGUUAUCUAACAUCAGUUGCCAGCAACGAUAUUGCCGAUCGUAUCAAAUUACCCAAAUUGCCCCUCAAACCGGCAACAGUAUUCGACAGCGGCUCGCAGAAGCUAACAAUCUCCUCCCGGGACCCUCUUUCUUCAAAUUCCCGAAAAUGCCCUUCGAAGAAUUUCCUCAGACUCGGCCCCGCAACAUUGAUCAAGCUAAGUGAAGCAUUCGUGUGCAUGAAUUUUGUCACAAGUAAUCCAGCCAAAACGUGCUGA